GAUUUUUUAAAUUUCGAAUCUGUAUAAAAGAGGGUACUCCUACUGGAGGGACAUAUUAUCUAACUGAUUUUCAAGUAGUUAACAGCUAUCCGAAUAAUCAUCACCAUGUUCAAACUGGCUAUUCUCGCCGCCGUCCUGGCUGUCGCUGCUGCCUUCCCCGGAGGUCUGACUGGAGUUGUCUUGGACCAUGGAUUGGGACCCAUUCACGCCCCACAAGUCAUUAGCCAUGCCGUGAGCCACGCUCACGUUAUUGCCCAACCCGCCCCAGUUGUUCAUCAGGUACAUCAGGCCCCACUUGUCCAUCAUGUCCCAGUUGUCCAUCAGGCCCCAGUUGUCCAUCAGGUCCAUCAGGCCCCAGUUGUGCAUCAGGUCCCAAUUGUCACCAAAACAGUUAUCAACUCUCAUGGCCAUGGACACGCCGGACUCUCUCUUGGAGGACACGGAUGGUUGUAAAUGUGUAAAAUCUAAAUCUGAACAGAUGAAUCUCUCCCCUUCCUUCGUCACGGAUAUCGUUUCGGCCCAUCACAGGAAUUGGAUUCUUCAACACCCCCCUCCCCCCACACUCCCAUCAAAGACGAGAAUUCUGUAAAUUUUCAAAAUGUGUAAAAUGUGAGUCAAAUCCCACCGAACACUUCAUACAUCAAUUUUCGCAAUUUUUGUAAAGUUUUAAUAAAAUUUUUCCCUAUAAUUCUA
Messenger RNA from Belonocnema kinseyi, 693 nucleotides. RefSeq lists its product as uncharacterized. The transcript is spliced from 2 exons. The record is from RefSeq and is a predicted model, not a curated record. Bases 106 to 453 code for a protein of 115 amino acids. Lineage: Eukaryota; Metazoa; Arthropoda; Insecta; Hymenoptera; Cynipidae.